AGAAAGGAAUGGCAAAGUUUGAGAGAGCAUAGCAGAAAUGAGAAGUAACACUCUUUCUCUCCUUUGCCUUCUUUCUCUUGCUACCCUUUUGGGUGUUAAUGGCGCUGCAGCUGUAGCUCCAACUGUUGUCCCAAGACACGAUCUUUCAUCCUUCAACAAAACCCUUUUUCCUUCUACUUUUGUCUUUGGAAUCGGUUCUUCUGCUUAUCAGGCAGAAGGUGCAGCAAAUGUAGAUGGCAGAGGACCAUGUAUAUGGGAUACCUACACCCAACAGCACCCAGACAAAAUUUGGGAUCACAGCAGUGGUGAUGUGGGAGCUGAUUUUUAUCAUCGCUACAAGGAAGACAUAAAACUCGUGAAAGAGAUUGGGUUGGAUUCUUACAGAUUCUCCAUCUCUUGGACAAGAAUAUUUCCAAAGGGCAGGGACGUUGUUAACCCCUUGGGUGUUAAAUUCUACAACAACCUCAUCAAUGAGAUCCACGCAAAUGGUUUAUUUCCUUUUGUCACUCUUUUUCAUUGGGAUUUUCCACAAGCUCUUGAAGAUGAGUAUGGAGGAUUUAGAAGUCAUAAAGUAGUGGAGGAUUUUCGUAAAUAUGCUGACUUUUGCUUCAAGACCUUCGGAGAUCGAGUGAAACAUUGGGUGACUCUUAAUGAACCCUUAUCAUAUAGUCUGAAUGGUUAUGGUGGUGGAACCUUUGCACCAGGUAGAUGUUCUAAAUACGUUGGGAAUUGCAAUGCUGGUGACUCAGCCACUGAACCCUACAUCGUUGGACACAACCUCUUACUUGCUCAUGAGUCUGCUGCCACCUUGUACAAGACAAAAUACCAGGCUCGUCAAAAAGGAAAAAUUGGGAUCACCAUACCAACUCACUUCUUUCUGCCAAAAUCUAACACUGCUGCUGAUAACAAGGCUGCAAGCAGAGCUCUGGAUUUUUUCUUUGGUUGGUAUGCUCAUCCGGUUACAUAUGGUGACUAUCCUGAAAGUAUGAGAUCUUCAGUGGGAGCUAGACUCCCUGCUUUCACAAAAGUCGAAUCAGAAGGCCUAAAAAAUUCCAUUGAUUUUCUUGGUGUGAAUUAUUACACCACAUAUUAUGCAGAACAUGCUGCACCAGUCACCACCAACAGGACCUUCUACACAGAUAUACUAGCUACUCUCACCACGGAAAGGAAUGGCCUAUUAGUUGGACCUAAGACUGAUCUGAAUUGGCUCUUUAUCUAUCCCAAGGGAAUUCAUCAUCUUAUGUUACACAUAAAGGACCAAUACAAAAAUCCAGAUGUUUACAUCACAGAAAAUGGCAUUGCUGAAUCAAGGAAUGACUCCAUACCAGUGGAUGAAGCACGCAAAGAUGCAAUAAGAAUUAGAUACCAUAAUGGCCAUCUCCAAUUCCUUCUUCAAGCCAUCAAGGAAGGUGUUAAUGUGAAGGGUUACUAUGCAUGGUCAUUUUCUGACAGCUUUGAAUGGGAUGCUGGUUACACAGUUAGAUUUGGCAUCAUAUAUGUGGAUUACAAGAACAAUUUGAAAAGAUACCCCAAGUUCUCUGCUUUUUGGCUGAAAAAGUUCCUUCUCGGCUGAUCUAUUGUUUCUUUGACAUGUCUAGUGUUUUUCUUGUUUACUCGCUAAGUAUCACUUCUGUUGUUGUGGGUAAUCAAGAAAUAGUUGUUAUCAAAUAAAUAGUGCAAUAGCAUGUCAAUGUAUUAUACCACCGGUUCAUAAGGGUGGCCGUGAGUUCUAGAGGUUCACUGUGUGAGGAAAUUGCUAAUAAUAAUCCUAUCUCUUUUUAUAA
This is a messenger RNA of Vigna umbellata (rice bean), 1784 nucleotides long. RefSeq names its product vicianin hydrolase-like. Gene Ontology annotation, molecular function: beta-glucosidase activity. Gene Ontology annotation, biological process: carbohydrate metabolic process. The record is from RefSeq and is a predicted model, not a curated record. NCBI's taxonomy places the organism in Eukaryota, Viridiplantae, Streptophyta, Magnoliopsida, Fabales, Fabaceae.